GGAGUAUCCACCGGCACCAAAAAUUUCGUCUCUCUGCAAAUCAGAGCAUUGUCUUCUUUCUUCGCUUCUACGAACUGUAAUUUGCACCCGAGAAGCUCAAAAAUGGAACAAAGGACCAAGAAUAUAAAUAUUCGGUACUUAUUCAUGCUGCUAAAUUUCAAUCUGCUGCUUCCCUUUUUAUCCGGUGAGUCAAAUGAUGUCUGCAUUUCGCAAGGUGGUCGUUUCCCACCCUUCUCAAUGGAAGGAAAACCUCCAAAAAAGGUUAACAAAGCACAAGAUUUGACGCUUUGCCGAGUCUUCCGAAAGAAGACUUGCUGUGGUGUAGCCCAAACGCACCCGGCUUUGCUUUCUGUUAGGAGGCUGGCUUCAACAGGGGAAGGCAACCAGGAAUGCUUGCAAUUAUGGGAACUUCUGGAGUGCUCGAUCUGUGAUCCACAAGUUGGUGUUCAACCUGGACCUCCUCUAAUAUGUGCCUCUUUCUGUGACAGAGUCUUCAAAGCUUGCUCUGAUGCUUACUUCUCUGUCGAUGCUAAAACACAGGUUCUAGCACCAUGCGGAGUGAAUGACUUUGUGUGUGGCAGGGCUUCUCAAUGGGUCUCGAAUGGCACGGAGCUUUGCAGUACUGCAGGUUUUUCAGUUAAGAUGUCAGAUGAAGAAACCUCUUGUUAUGGUAGUAAAACUAGACUAGACUCCAUUGCUAGUUCGUGGAAGACUUCAUCAUCUCCAGUGUCGUCCCGAGGAACAGGGUACUUGGGUGUUUUAGAGGAUUUCCAGCAAUGGGUAAGAGAAAUGAGUUUCGGGGAACAGGUUUCUUGGCUGAUUGGUUCCAUGGUGAUUACGGCAGGCCUUCUAUUUUCCAGCAAAAGGAAAAGUCAUAACCAGCGCCAGAAAUACGCUGCUAUUCAACGAGCAACAAAGAAAAUGGAAGCAAAGACGAGCCAGAAUUCAAUUGGUACUCAAGCAAUCAGGAGAGGAAGUAGAAGAUGACUGUCACCUUACAUCUAGAGACAAUAUGUCUGGCCAAUUUAAAAAUUGGACUCUGGUCUCCACCAAGUUCUGAUGCUUCAAAGUAGCAGCCAUGGUUGCUCUUCCAUUAAAAUGAAAGAGAGAA
This is a messenger RNA of Momordica charantia (bitter melon), 1111 nucleotides long. RefSeq names its product folate receptor family protein. Lineage: Eukaryota; Viridiplantae; Streptophyta; Magnoliopsida; Cucurbitales; Cucurbitaceae. The record is from RefSeq and is a predicted model, not a curated record.